Messenger RNA from Chionomys nivalis (European snow vole), 531 nucleotides. It is a transcript of the gene Tnfrsf13c, whose product is annotated as TNF receptor superfamily member 13C. The record is from RefSeq and is a predicted model, not a curated record. Gene Ontology annotation, biological process: tumor necrosis factor-mediated signaling pathway; B cell costimulation; positive regulation of B cell proliferation. Gene Ontology annotation, molecular function: signaling receptor activity. Gene Ontology annotation, cellular component: external side of plasma membrane. Bases 1 to 531 code for a protein of 176 amino acids. NCBI's taxonomy places the organism in Eukaryota, Metazoa, Chordata, Mammalia, Rodentia, Cricetidae. The transcript is spliced from 3 exons.
AUGGGCGCCCGGAAGCGCGGGACCAGAAGCCGGAGAAGCCGGGACAGCCCCAUGCCCACGCCAUGCAUUCAGGCACUGUGCUUCGACCCUCUGGUGCGACGCUGCUUGGAAUGUAACCUCCUCCGCACACCGGACCCUCCUCGGCAUGCGCCCGGGACAGCGCUGCAGCCGCAGGAGUCGGUGGGCACGGGACCAGGGCCAGAUGCGACGCUGCCACUGCCCGGGCUGCUCUUCGGCGCCCCCGCGCUCCUGGGACUGGUGCUGGUUCUGGUCCUGGUGGCCCUGGUGAUCUGGAGGUGGUGGCGGCAGCGCAGGAUGGCCUCCCCUGACACCCCAGACGGGGUCCAGGAAGAGUCCCUGGACAAUGUCUUCGUGUCCUCCUCAGAAACCCCCCCUGCCUCCGCUCCCAUCUGGCCUACCCUCAAAGAAGAUGCCGACACCACCCUGCCAAGCCACAGCAUCCCAGUGCCCGCCACAGAACUGGGCUCCACUGAGCUGGUGACCACCAAGACAGCCGGCCCUGAGGAAUAG